Clupea harengus (Atlantic herring) is the source of this 1890-nucleotide messenger RNA. Its product is annotated as cytochrome P450 2M1-like. Gene Ontology annotation, molecular function: oxidoreductase activity, acting on paired donors, with incorporation or reduction of molecular oxygen, reduced flavin or flavoprotein as one donor, and incorporation of one atom of oxygen; iron ion binding; heme binding. Gene Ontology annotation, biological process: xenobiotic metabolic process. Lineage: Eukaryota; Metazoa; Chordata; Actinopteri; Clupeiformes; Clupeidae. Gene Ontology annotation, cellular component: intracellular membrane-bounded organelle; cytoplasm. The record is from RefSeq and is a predicted model, not a curated record.
AUGGAUAUUCUUUCUGUCCUUCAGACAAACUGUCUCUCACUGGUUUUGUGCGUUAUUGUUUUUAUAUUGCUGUGGAUGAUUCGAGGUAAAAAGAGCAGCUUUGAAAGAUUACCGCCGGGUCCCCGUCCUGCUCCACUUGUUGGCAAUUUAUUCCAAAUAGGCCUAGCGGAGCCAUACAAGUAUUAUCUGGAGCUCUGCAACAAGUAUGGGUCAGUGUGUACCAUCUGGCUGGCCAACAAACCAGUGAUCAUACUGUCCGGAUAUAAGACCAUCAAAGACGCCCUUGUCACUCAGGGAGAGGAGUUCAAUGGGAGGGCUCAGUACCCCUUCUUGAUGAGGUCAACCAAUGGAUUUGGUGUGUUAGCCAGCAGUGGUCAGCGCUGGAAGGACCUCCGUCGGUUCUCCAUCAUGACGCUGAAGAACUUUGGGAUGGGGCGGAGGAGUGUGGAGGAGAGGGUCCAGGAGGAGGCCAGGAGCCUGGUGAAGGCGUUUCAUGAGUUUGAUGGAGCAGUUUUCAACCCCAAAGAACUGCUGUGUAAUGCGGUGUCAAACGUCAUCUGCUCCAUAGUGUUUGGGCACCGGUUUGAGUACAAAGACCCAGAGUUCUUGCUGCUCUACGAUACAAUCAACGCCUACUUCGACGUGCUCAGCAGUCCCAUUGGCACACUCUACAACAUCUUGCCUAAAUUUGUCGAGCUCAUUCCUGGAAAGCACAAGAAACUGUUUGCGUUGCUGCAGAAGACUCAGGAUUAUGUGAAGAAUCAGGCAGAGAUUCGACUAAAGCACCUGGAUGCCAACUCCACUCCCCAAGACUACAUAGAGGCCUUUAUGAUUAAAAUGAUUCAGGAGAAGGACCUCCCAAAGAGUGAGUUUCACUAUGACAACCUGGUGGGCAGUGUGUGGAGCCUGUUCUCGGCUGGGACAGAGACAACCUCCUCAACCCUGAGAUAUAUGUUACUGAUGAUGAUUAAGCACCCGGAUAUUCAAGUGCGUGUCCAUAAGGAGAUCGAUGAUGUGAUUGGCCGGAACAGAAGCCCCUACAUGGAUGACAGGUCUAAGAUGCCCUACACGGACGCUGUGAUUCAUGAGGUACAGCGCAGCCUGGACCUGGCCCCAACCUCUGUGCCUCACAAGGUGAACGUCGACACCGAAUUCAAGAAAUACUUCAUCCCAAAGGAUACUAUGGUUCUCCCUCUGCUCUCUUCGGUUCUCAUUGACCCUAACCUGUGGAAGAACCCAGAGAAUUUUGAUCCUGAAAACUUCUUAGAUGAGGAGGGCCGAUUCAAGAAGAACGAUGCCUUCCUGGCUUUUGGAUUAGGGAAGCGAGCCUGUCUGGGAGAGGGUCUGGCCCGGAUGGAGCUCUUCCUGUUCUUCUCCUCUCUUCUCCAGCACUUCACCUUUGUGGGCACGAAGCCCCCGGAGGAGAUCGACUCCACCCCGGCCAACAGUGGCUUUGGCAGGAUGCCUCGCAGCUACGACUGCUACGCCAAACCCAGGGCAUAGAUACUAUGGGCACUAUAGGGCACUAUGGACAUGGACACACUGCAGAUGUAGUUGGACUAUGUUUCAAAACAGUGCACUGGGUUAGAAUGUAAAUAUUUUUUUAAUAUUGGGGUGAUUCUUUUUCUUAAUAUUAUUGCUUGCUUGUAAUAUAAUUCACAGAGUAGAAAUCAUAAUGGUAAUUAUUAUUAUUAUUGCUAUGAUUAUUAUUGUUUUUUAAUGACAUUUUGGAAUCAUUACUGGUGAGCUCAUAAGCAAGCAGUGGCGCAGCCCAGAAAAUGCAUGCUGUGUCUUUUCAUUAUGCGUUGAAUGUACUUAACCUCAACACCCAACACCCUUUAACUGUAAUGUGUGCUCUUACAACUGAAAUAAAUCAUGAAUGGAAGCGCA